AUGGAUUAUAAUGAAAAUAUGCUGAGUCCCAAAUUAGCCAGGUUAAGGAGGAGCUUAAUAUUGCACGACCAGAGAAGACAAAGACAACAACAUUCACUUGAACAAGAUUCAACGACGGGUUCAAGCAGGACACCAAUACUUCCCCUUAAGAGAAACUCAGCCGUGCUUAUGCGCGAAUCGUCUUCAUCACGGCAAUCGGACACGUCAAUCGAUCUAUCCUCAUUAACAAAUUUGGUUGAUCAUUCUCAACUGCAUGGGACUAGAAAUGACGUUACUGCAUCCAUAGAAAAAAACUGCCCCACCUUUUCCCACCCGAGGCGUACUCCUCUUGCAGACAUGUCUAACGUUCACCAAAGUAGCCACCAAGCUUAUGAUUCCAGCGUUGGAACUAUUCAGGAAAUAUAUCCCGAUCGCUCAAACGGUUGUAUGGAAAAUCUUCCCAAGAGCUAUAAUACCAACAAUAGACCACCCAUUGAAGUUGACAUUGGGACUAAUAACUGGAUCCAAUGGUUAUUUGAAAUUCGUUAUGGCACUAAUGAAACAUUUCUAUGGCAUUCCCGUUUUUAUAUUUGCAUCAGCGCAAGUCAAAAUGCAACCAACCAUGUAAGGAGGCAUGUAUGUGAAAAAUCUAAUGCAAAGCAUACCUACAAGCGCUCCACCAAACUCCAUCAUCAUAUUCACGGGAAUGUUCAAACUGUAUCACUAUCACAGAAGACACACCUUCCUUAUGUAGUCCCUGAGGCCUCAGCUAUAAUAGAUUAUCAAGACCAUCAACAGUUGGUGCACAAUGUGGCAGCUUUUCACGAGGAAGAUGCUUGGGAUGCAGGUGAUCCAGUGCACCGUUGUUUGUACUGCAAUGCAUCAAUGUGGGAAGACGAGAAACUAUCAAAAAGUAGGAGAAAUACUAUACCGAAAUUUGGACUAUGUUGCAUGGAUGGUAAAGUAGAACUUCCAAUACUAAAAAUGGUACCACAAACACUGCAGGACCUACAUAGUAUGAAUAACGACAGAGCAAGGUACUUCCAAAAAAAUAUAAGAAAAUUUAACUCGAUGUUUUCAUUUACAUCAAUGGCUGGAAAAGUCAAUCAUGCUAUCAAUAACGGGUCAGCACCACCAACUUUUUCUUUGAGUGGUCAAAACUACCAUUCCAUUGGAAGCUUAAUUCCUUCUGACAAUAAUAGGCCAAGGUUUGCUCAACUGUAUAUAUAUGACACUGAGAAUGAAGUGCAAAAUCGGGUAACAGUCGUGAGCUCUAUGGAAGCAUCAAAUAUUGUUGACUAUCAGAUUGUGACUGAUCUUAAAGAGAUGUUAGAUGUGCACAAUCCUCUUGCAAAGACCUUUCGGUUUGCCAGAGAUAGAUUUGCAGAGGGUUCAAACCCAAAAAUCAAAUUGAAGCUAAUCAGAAAGCGGGAUAAGGAUGGAAGAGUAUAUAACUUACCAACUGUGUCUGAGGUUGCAAUUUUAGUUGUAGGGGACAUUGACGACUCAAUUCUUGAGAGGGAUAUUAUAGUACAAUUCAUGUCAAACAAGUUGCAAAGGAUUGAUGUUCUACAUCCGUUGUACUUGGCUCUUCAAUAUCCUUUAUUAUUCCCUUACGGAGAAGAUGGUUUUAGGGUUGGCAUCCAAACAUCCGUUCGUUAUGGACUUGAUGCUAAUAAGAAACGGAAGACUAUCAGCAUGAGGGAGUUUUUUUCAUACCGAAUACAAAUGCGAUGCAAUGAAUCACCAAUACUUUUACAAUCAAGGAGAUUAUUUCAGCAAUUUUCAGUUGAUGCAUAUACUAUGAUCGAGGCAGAACGACUUAGCUUUAUUAGGCACAAUCAACCAAAGUUAAGGGUUGACAAGUAUAAUGCACUACAUGAGUCUUUGGUUCGGGGAGAGGCGAAUGCUGUGUCAACUAGGCAGAGGAUAAUCCUUCCUAGCAGCUUCACUGGAGGACCUAGAUACAUGUUUAAUAACUGUAAAGAUGCCUUUGCAAUUUGCAAGUAUGCGGGUUACCCAAGUUACUUUAUCACCAUAACAUGCAACCCUGAGUGGGAUGAGAUUAAGCGUCUUUUGAAAGAUACCGAAUUCAAAGCAGAAGAUCGGCCUGACAUAGUUUCAAGGAUUUUUAAUAUCAAGCUGAGUCAAUUGAUUGCAGACUUCAAGCAAGGAAAGUUCUUUGGCAAAAUAUCUGGCUUCGCGUUAUUUGCAGACGUGUGCACAGUUGAAUUCCAGAAGCGUGGUUUACCGCACGCUCAUAUACUGUUGUUCAUGAAUCCUCUAUUUAAACCAAAAACACCUGACGAUAUAGACAAGCAUAUAUCAGCAGAGAUCCCUGACAAGCAUAGCAGGCCUAAGCUAUAUGCAGCCGUUGAGAAGUUCAUGGUCCAUGGUCCAUGUGGCAGGCAUAACAAUUCCAGCCCAUGCAUGUCCAACGGUCGUUGCUCUAAGUUUUUUCCGAAACAAUUUAGAUCAAGGACUGUAAUUGAUGAGGCAGGAUUUCCCAAGUAUAGAAGAAGAGACAAUGGCAGAACAAUCAUGAAGAAAAACAUAGUUCUCGAUAACUCAUACAUUGUCCCGUACAACCGAUCGUUGUUGCUAAAGUACUGUUGCCAUAUCAACGUUGAGCAUACAUGUCAAACAUCGGCAAUAAAAUAUCUUUUUAAGUAUGUUCACAAAGGAAAUGAUCGUGUCACUGCUUCUUUCUAUCAGAGCAACGAAGAAGGGCAACUUGAAAAGGUUAUUGAUGAGAUCAGGAAUUAUUACGAUUGUAGGUACAUAUCAGCCUGCGAAGCUGUUUGGAGAAUAUUUGGAUACGACAUACAACAAAAAGAACCUUCAGUCAUUAGAUUACCUUUUCACUUGCCGGACGAACAUCCGGUGGUUUUUAGAGACUAUGAAAACAUAGUUGACGUCAUUGACAGGGUUGAUGGCAGGCCUACAAAGAUGCUAGCAUGGAUGCUUGCAAAUAGGUUGUUUCCAUUUGGUCGUACUCUUACAUAUAGCCAGUUUCCAAAUAAGUUCGUCUGGAAGGAAGACAUUUCUUUGUGGAUGCCAAGGAAACAAGGAUUCUCAAUCGGCAGACUUACUCAUGUUCCACGAGGAAGUGGUGAAGAUUAUUACUUAAGACUUUUGCUCAACAUUCAAAAGGGGUGUGUAAGUUUUGUUGACAUACGUACAGUUGCAGGCGUUGUGUACAGCACAUUCAAGGAAGCAUGUUACGCAUUGGGCCUUCUGCAAGAUGACAAAGAAUUUGUUGAUGCCAUCUUAGAAGCAGGUAAUUGGGCUUCUGCAAACUACAUCCGUGACCUUUUCGUGGUGCUCUUAUUGUCAAACAAUAUGGGCAGGCCUGAAAAUGUGUGGCAACAAUGUUACAAUGUUUUGUCUGAAGACAUUCUUUAUUUUCAGAGAAAAUCCAUACAGUCUGUAGAUCUGCAACUAUCCGAAGAUCAGAUAAUGAAUCUAACACUUUCAAAGAUAGAGGAAAAACUACAGGCUAAUGGCAGAUCACUCAGAGAGUUUGAUGGGAUGCCUUUUCCAAGCUUUGGCACUAUUGAAGGGUUAGAUGAUCGGUUAAUCAUGGAUGAAUUAAACUUUGACGUCGAUGCUCUGCGCAAUCAGUUGGAUACGAACUUAACAAACAUGAACGUAGAUCAAAGGAAAGCAUUCGAUGUGAUUAUCAAUGCAGUAAAUGAAAAUCAAGGGGGCUUUUUUUUCGUCUAUGGGUAUGGUGGAACCGGUAAGACAUUUCUCUACAACACUCUCUCAGCAGCUAUAAGGAGCAAAGGGGAAAUUGUUCUGAAUGUGGCAUCUAGCGGUAUUGCUUCUUUGUUGCUUCCAAAUGGACGCACUGCACAUUCAAGGUUUAAGAUACCCUUGGACUUGAACGAGGACUCGAUUUGUUGCAUUAAGCAAGGCACCUCAUUGUCUAAGCUGGUUUGCAGAGCAAAACUUAUUAUAUGGGAUGAGACACCAAUGUUGAAUAAACUGUGCUAUGAAGCUCUCGACAGAUGCCUAAGGGACAUUGUUAGGUUUGAGCCUUACUAUAAUUCAGAACUACCAUUUGGAGGAAAGGUUGUGGUUUUAGGUGGUGACUUCAGGCAAAUUCUACCUGUAAUUCCAAUGGGAUCUCGCCAAGAUAUUGUCCAAGCUACCAUAAACUCAUCUUACCUAUGGGAACACUGUAACGUAUUAAGGCUAACAAUUAACAUGUGUUUAACUGUUAGGGCAACUUAUACGUCACUCAGUGAUGUUUCUCAGUUUGCUUCAUGGUUGCUAGACAUAGGUGAUGGUAUUGCUGGAGAUUCCACUGAUGGUGAGUCUAUUGUGGUAAUUCCGGAUGAAAUUAUAAUUCAAGAUUUUGACCAAUUGGUUGACUUUGUUUAUCCCGACCUGUUGGUUAAUAUCAACAACACAUCAUUCUUCAAAGAUCGUUCAAUUUUGGCCCCAACGCUAGAAGUUGUCAACGAUGUAAACUCAUUUAUAAUGCAACGUGUGGAUGCCGAUGCGAAAACUUAUUUAAGCUCAAAUACUUUGUGUCUCGAAGAAGGAAACAUGGAAUCUGAAUUGGAUACGCUUACACCAGAUGUCCUUAAUGCAAUUAAUUGCUCUGGUUUGCCGCCCCAUGAGUUGACUCUGAAAGUGGGUCUUCCGGUCAUGCUACUACGUAACAUUGACCAGUCAAACGGAUUAUGUAAUGGAACAAGAUUACAGGUAAGGAGAUUAGGUAACCAUGUAAUUGAAUGCAUUACGCUAACAGGAGGCAAAAUGGGCCAAGUCGUCCUGAUACCGCGCAUGAAUAUGAUUCCCAAUAACCAGUCUUUGCCAUUUAGAUUCCAACGAAGACAGUUCCCGAUCAUUGUUUCAUUCGCUAUGACCAUUAACAAAUCUCAAGGACAGACCUUAAGCACAGUUGGAUUGUAUUUACCAAGACCGGUAUUUACGCACGGUCAACUAUACGUUGCAUUAUCAAGAGUAACGUCAAAGAGUGGCUUGCGAGUGCUAAUUUAG
Molecule: messenger RNA, 4992 nt
Organism: Arachis stenosperma
Lineage: Eukaryota; Viridiplantae; Streptophyta; Magnoliopsida; Fabales; Fabaceae
Exons: 10
Coding region: 1-4992 (1663 amino acids)
Biological process (GO): telomere maintenance; DNA repair
Molecular function (GO): DNA helicase activity
Source: RefSeq, a predicted model, not a curated record